Messenger RNA from Hyaena hyaena (striped hyena), 4822 nucleotides. RefSeq names its product myosin VIIA and Rab interacting protein (gene MYRIP). Gene Ontology annotation, cellular component: cortical actin cytoskeleton. Gene Ontology annotation, biological process: intracellular protein transport. The transcript has 17 exons. The coding region runs from base 73 to 2652 and encodes 859 amino acids. Gene Ontology annotation, molecular function: myosin binding; small GTPase binding; actin binding. The record is from RefSeq and is a predicted model, not a curated record. NCBI's taxonomy places the organism in Eukaryota, Metazoa, Chordata, Mammalia, Carnivora, Hyaenidae.
ACCCAGGCCGCGGACCCGCUGCCGCCCGGCCGCCCCGCGCCUCGCGCUGUCGUCUGUACUUGGCAUUAAAUCAUGGGGAGGAAGCUGGACCUGUCCGGUCUGACCGACGACGAAACGGAGCAUGUGCUGCAGGUGGUUCAGCGGGACUUCAAUCUUCGCAAAAAAGAAGAAGAGCGGCUCAGCGAGAUGAAGCAGAAGCUGGCGGAGGAAGGCAGCAAGUGCAGCAUCCUCUCGAAGCACCAGAAGUUCGUGGACCACUGCUGCAUGCGCUGCUGCUCGCCCUUCACCUUCCUGGUCAACACCAAGCGCAGGUGUGCCGACUGUAAGUUCAACAUCUGCAAGAGCUGCUGCUCCUUCCAGAAGCACGAGAAGGUGUGGAUCUGCUGCGUCUGCCAGCAGGCCAGGCUUCUGAGGACCCAGUCUCUGGAAUGGUUCUACAAUAACGUGAAGAGUCGCUUCAAACGCUUUGGCAGCGCCAAGGUCUUGAAGAACCUGUACAGGAAACACCGGCUGGAGAGCGGGGCGUGCUUCGAGAUUCUAGGAGGAAGCUUUUUUGAGGCCAACCUGGAGAAUGAAGGAAGUGUGUCUGGCAGCGAUUCAACAUUUUAUAGGCAGUCUGAAGGACACAGCAUGAUGGACACGCUGGCUGUCGCCCUGCGGGUGGCUGAAGAGGCCAUCGAGGAGGCAAUUUCCAAAGCAGAAGCCUAUGGGGACAGUCUGGACAAACAGAACGAGGCGAGUUACCUGCGGGACCACAGGGAGGAGCUGACCGAGGAGCUGGCCACGACCAUCCUGCAGAAGAUCGUAAGAAGACAGAAGAGCAAAGGCGAGCAGCAAGUGGGAGAAGAGCCAGAGUGGCUGCGGCCCCAGAGCUGCGCGGUGGAGGCUGCGGACGGGGGCCCCGUGGCCCCCGCGGAAGGCGCCCGGGCUCCCAACAGCCUGUGGCCGUCCCAGUCCGCGUUCUCACUCAGCAGAGAAGAUGCCCCGAAGACCCCGUCCCUGGAGGCUGCGGCGGGGCCGCCGGGGGGCCGGGCCCAGCCGCCGAGGGAGGAGGCGGCCUCGCCCGUCUGGAAGAGCGUGGACAGGCUGGACGACACAGGCCUGGCCACCGUUUUGCAGAGCCCCGACGGGAACUGGGUGGCCCUGGGAGACGGCGCUGGGCCACUCCCCCGCCUGCUGGCCAAACCGAAGAGCGGCGCGUUCCAGGCCCUGGAAGCAGCCUCCGGCGCGGCCUCUGCCUACGAGGAGAUGGGCUCCGACAGCGAGGAGGACUUUGACUGGAGCGAGGCCUUGAGCACACUGUGCCCGCGGCCCCGGGGCCCGGCCAGCAACCCCCAGCUGCAGCCCACACAGGCCCAGGGUGCGGACCAAGGCCCCUCGGCCACCUCGGCCUCCUCGGGGCUCUCCCCCAACCCCGAGGCCAUGUGCUCUGACUCGGAGACCUCCUCAGCGGGCUCCUGGCGGCAAGCUGGGCGCCGGGCCAGGCUGUCCUGGCUGCAGAGGAAGGCCCCCGGGGACCCCGCCGCGGAGAAGAUGCGCCUGCAGGGAGAGCUGGACGUGAACUUCAACCCCCAGGCGGCCAGCAGGGAGACCUCGGACAGCAGUGAGCCCGAGGGGGUGCCUCCGGCUGCCGACCGGAAGGCCAGGAGGGGCAGAAGGGCCCGUGUGGGCUCGGAAGAGCCAAGCGAGGAAUUGUCUUCUCCCAGCGCCCAUUGCCAAGGGCUGGCUGCGCAUCAGGCGUCCGGAGACCCGUCGGAGACCGACAUCAGCAACGGGGCUCUGCACCCUCGGGGCCGUGGGGCCGCCACGGAAGAAAAACUGAGAAACAGGCUGUACGAGUUAGCAGUGAAAGUGAGUGAGAAGGAGACAUCCUCGGGGGACGAUCAGGAGUCGGAGCCCAAGGCGGAACCCCAGAGCCACAAGGACUGUCUGUCCCCCGAAGAGAAUGGCCAGGACGUCCAGGAGGAGCUGAAGAAGAAGUAUUCUGCUGUUUCUCUCUGCAACAUCUCCACAGAAGUCCUGAAAGUCAUCAAUGCCACAGAGGAGCUGAUAGCAGAGUCCGCAGGGCGCUGGGAGUUCCCGCCCGUCCCUCCCGACAGAGAGAAGGGGGCGUUUCCCCUGGGGACAGACCAAGUGAGACUGGAUGAACACCUGACGUCCUUGGAGGAAAACGUGUACCUGGCGGCGGGCACCGUGUACGGACUCGAAGGCCAGCUGAGCGAGCUGGAGGGAGCCGCCCGCCGCAUCCACAGCGGCACCGACGACACCGCGCUGGCCGAGCUGGAGGACCAGGUGGCCACGGCCGCAGCGCAGGUUCACCACGCGGAGCUCCAGAUUUCUGAUAUCGAGAGCCGGAUUUCAGCCCUGACCAUCGCGGGAUUAAACAUAGCCCCAUGUGUGCGCCUCACAAGAAAACGAGAUCAGAAGCAAAGGAACCAGGUACAAACCAUAGACACAUCGAGGCAGCAAAGGAGGAAACUGCCUGCCCCGCCAGUGAAAGCUGAAACCACUGAGGCAUCUUCGGCAACCACCACUAAAACAUUUAACCGCAACUUCCUUCUCCAAGGCUCCUUGACAAACAGGACGAAUGAAAGGAAAAACACCACCAAGGAUUUGAUGGAGCCCACUCGGGAGUCUGCUGUGAUGUAUUAGCGCACGGACUCCACUGCCAGUGACCCACUGCCUCCGGCCGUACACGCCAGUGCCUUGACCCAACAGCCAUCCAGUACCGUAUGGAUUUCCACCCGAGGGGAGGGCCCAGGGAGGCCGCGGUGCACCAUGGCUCGGGGCUGUCCCGAUGCCUCACCCAGAAAGCGGCCCCAGACUUGAGCACCGCGGUGUUGCCCACUCUCUGCCUUAGGCUCCCAGGGGAACCCAAGACAGAACACCGAGAUGCUGGUUUCCAACAGCAGAGCUCUCUGCUCAAAAGAUGCAUCUUUUCCGUGUUUGCUUUGCCACUGUGUGUUGUCUUUAAGAUCUCUCUCUCUCUCUUUUUUUUUUUUUUAUCCCUUUGAUUCAACGAAAAGUCCAUGUCAAUCGUUAUUUGUCCAAAGGAAAACUAUUGGGGGCUGGGGGGGGGGGCGGUGGGGUGGAAAGAAGGGAGAUGAGUAUUAUCAUUUAAUUCAUCAUCAGUCCUUACUAAUCUCUCAAAACCAUGUUUGCCCCACAGAUGCUGGGGACAAUGUGCAAGUGCCCCCGUAGUGAAUGUCCAGACUGUCCCAUUUGGGGAGCACGCACCCAGCAAGGAUGCAAGUCUCCCUUCAGCCACCUCCUUCCUGGAAAGCUCCUAGCUACCCCCCUACCCCCCCCACACACACACACCAACCACAUGACCACAAACAGUGGCCCAGUCAUUCCCAUCGCAAUCACGCACCACAGAAUGGAAAGUUCUCACCCACCCAUGCCAUGCCCAAGUCUUUCUGAAACAAGGUUUCAUUGAGAAUUUAGGGUUUGUCCUUGGACUCACUGACAGUUCCCCCACUGUGAAGGGAGAGGAGCUUGGGAAAGCUCACCAUUGGCUAACUUUGGGGCACCGUCCUGAAUCCACGUGAUGCAGUUUAGCGAUGACUGUGUCUAAACGGGUUCUAACCACCUGAGAAAAUGUGCUCCAAAAUUUACUUCCAAGAAGGUAAUUCAGCUAAACUAGUAGAAUGGUUAAAGAAUCGCCCUGGAAAACUUACAGGCGUGAAAAAGGCAAAGGGCAAACUGUGAAUGUAACAGACACGUGCUCCACGCUAGUGGUCUCAAAGGCGUGACUGCGUAGACUAUGUUAUAAAGGCCGAUGGAAUGGAAUUCCGCCCAAUGAGUUGAGCAUUUACAGCCUUUUUUUUAACUUUCCCCGAUACAUUCUGAAUCUUAGGAAGAAAGCAAACGAUGGGGGGUAAGGAGGUAGUUUGACUGAAAUGUUCUAAGUGACUGCUUUGAGGGAGGCAAUUCCUUCUCAUCUUAAUCCAAAGAGCAACCCUCUUCAGUUGAUAACCCCACUUUUCAGAUUUGGAAACUGAGGGGGCCAGAGAGAUUAGUUUGCCAAAGUCACACCUCUAAGCUAAGUGUAACUGGAAUGCUUCACAAAAGUCUCACCCUGUGUUGCUUUCAACUUCUACAUUCUUUUGCAGCUACACACAUUCCCAGACCUGAUUUGCUACUGAAAUGUGUGUUACGAUCCCUUCCUGAUGCCGACUUGCCUAUCUUUGGGUGAUACCCUUUGCUGAUGCCGUGUAUGUGUUUUCCAACAGAAAUGACUCCUUUGAAACAGAGUGAAUCUUGGCUUUUUGUUCUGUUGGUGUGACUCAAAGCAGACAAAUACAAAUUUUAAAAAACAACAACAACAACAAAAAGAUCUGAGUUCCAAAUAGAAUGUUUCCUUUAAGAGGCAUGAAAAGCAACUAUUGGUGUGUUACAGUGUUAAAAUAUUCAGUUUUCUUUGACAAAAAUGUGUACUGUGUAAGCCUUGCAAAAAAACAAAAAACAAAAAAAACAAAAAAAAAAGAAGAAGCCUGCUCUAUGGCAUUUGAAAUUUUAUAAAGGUUUCCGUGUGCCAAAUAAGUGCAAAGAUUUAAUUUACUAUUAAAAACCAUAAGCAUAUGUUAUAGUUUCAGAAGAAUUAUUUUGUCAUCAAGUGAUUUUGAUCUUCAGUGUCAAUAUUUAUAUUUAGAUUAAUUUUUAUAAAUGAAAAUAUUUUAAUGGUUUAAGAAAAUGAGGACAAUAUGACCAUAUCUUUGAUGACUUCUGAAAGUUAUGCUUGCCUUCAUGUUAUAUGCACAUCGCCAAGAAUUACUGUCAAGAGAAAUGGUAAAGCAGUAAAAGUCACUUAUGAAAAUAA